AUGGAAGAUGACCGCGCGCAGGUUGAUUUGGGGGUAGCUGUCGAUGUAGAGAAUACUUUCGAAGAGCCAAUAGCACAACGUCAACCAAAGAAGCGUUUCGUCGGAAGGAAGCAAGCUGCAGAAGCAGCAGCAGCACGGAUUGGCAUCAAUGCAACCCCAGGAGACAGUGGCGCUGUUCAAGUUGCGACUCCAAGGAAAAUUCGAACAUUAAAUCAAGUACCCCCCGAAAUCUUGAAUGACCCUGAUAUCAAUGCUGCGAUCGCCCUACUUCCACCAAAUUAUUCCUUUGAGAUACACAAGACUAUACAUAGGAUACGAGCAAAUGGGUCAAAGAAGGUUGCGUUGCAGAUGCCAGAAGGACUCCUACUGUUUGCAACCACUAUUUCGGAUAUUCUUUCCCAAUUUUGUCCUGGAAUUGAGACGCUUAUAAUGGGGGAUGUCACGUAUGGAGCUUGUUGUAUUGAUGAUUAUACCGCCAGAGCCUUGGGCUGUGAUUUACUGGUGCAUUACGCGCAUUCGUGUUUGAUCCCCGUGGAUGUUACAAAAAUCAAAACUCUCUAUGUAUUCGUCGAUAUCAGCAUAGACACGGCACAUCUACUUGCAACUUUGGAGAAGAACUUUGCGUCAGGAAAGACCAUUGCUAUGGUAGGAACAAUUCAAUUUAAUGCGACACUACAUGGCGUUCGAGCCCCUCUCGAGAAAGCGGGGUAUAAUAUUCUCAUUCCUCAAAUUGCUCCUCUCAGCAAAGGCGAGAUUCUUGGAUGCACUUCUCCUCAACUGUCAACUGAUGGCGUUGAUGUUAUUCUGUAUCUUGGAGAUGGUCGUUUCCAUCUUGAGAGCGCAAUGAUACACAAUCCAACGAUACCAGCUUACCGAUACGAUCCCUAUUCUCGAAAGCUGACUCGUGAAAGUUACGAUCACAAAGAGAUGCAUACUUUGAGAAGAGAUGCUAUCGAAACCGCAAAACCUGCAAAGAAGUGGGGACUUAUUCUAGGAUCUCUAGGCCGUCAGGGAAAUCCACACACCAUGACAAUGAUUGAGAAAAAGCUUGAGGAGCGAGGAACACCAUAUAUCAACUUGCUCUUGAGCGAGAUUUUCCCUGGAAAACUAGCCAUGAUGGACGAUGUUGAGUGUUGGGUACAAGUAGCAUGUCCCAGACUCAGUAUCGAUUGGGGAUACGCAUUUCCCAGACCUCUAUUAACCCCCUACGAAGCAUUAAUCGUACUGGGCCAGAAAGAGGAUUGGGCGAAAAGCAAUAAUGAUAUUUAUCCUAUGGAUUACUAUGGCAAGGAAGGCCUCGGCAGAACAAAGCCUAUUGCCAGUAUUCCAGUUGCGGGUUGA
Messenger RNA from Sclerotinia borealis F-4128, 1341 nucleotides. Lineage: Eukaryota; Fungi; Ascomycota; Leotiomycetes; Helotiales; Sclerotiniaceae. The record is from the annotation of a GenBank genome assembly.